AUGAGGAGUGUGUGGUGUUUGGUGGUCCUGACGCUGCUGGUGACGGUGGCCCAUGGACAAGACGACCGCCUGCCGGGGGAGAGCCGACCCAGUUCCCAGAUGGUCGACAUCACGGUGUACCGGGAGAACGAGGGGGAGCGCAGCUUCACCUUCGAGGGCCAGACGAGCGUGACAGUGGAGGUGGUGCGUGACACGGCGCAGCUGGUGCUGCACGCCGCAGUCAACGUCUCCUCCCUCGCAGUUCGGUACCAAGUGGGCGAUGUCAUCGGUUCCAGCUACGAGCAGCCUCAAGACGGCAGUGACUUCUUGGUAGUGUCACUCCAAGAGCAGGUGGCAGAGGGCAGCCUUUUGGUGCUCGACAUCGGUUUCAGUGCCAACCUCGGCAACAGGGAGCCUGGCUUCUCUCGCUAUGACUAUCAAGGGCGGGACGGGCAAGAGGCCGUAUAUGCGACGCAGUUCAUGCCGAACUACGCGCGGCGAGCACUGCCGUGCUACGACGAACCAGCGCUGAAGGCGCGCUACCAGCUCAACAUGCGGACCAAACCCCACCUCGUCGACGCUGAGGGUUUCCGCGGCUACUACUUCCAACAGACGCCGCCGAUCAGCGCCUACCAGCUGUCCUGGGUGCUGCACGAAAUGGUUGGUAGGGUGUCGUCUGAGGACACCAGUACUGUCGUCUGGCAAGUGACCUCCAGAAGCGACCAGUUCGGAUACGCGAGCCACAUGGGACCGCGCUCUGUUGCAGCUAUGGAGCAGCUGGUGGGCGUGCCCUACGCAAAUUACGAUAUCGACAAGAUGGACCAUAUUGCCGUACCUGGAUAUAUAGAGGAAGGAGUGAGCUGCUUGGGUAUCAUCACAUACAAGGAGAGCAGUGUGCUGGUGGACGACGACUACACAUCGGAGGCGACCAAGGAGAGAGUGCUGGGCAUCAUGCAACACGAGGCGGCCCACCAGUGGUUCGGAGGCCUGGUCAGCCCCAGCUGGUGGAACGACCUCUGGCUGACCGAGGGCUUCGCCUCCUACUUCCAGUGGAUCGCCGCGGCUCUGGUGCAGCCCUCGUGGCAGCUGCGAGAGGUGUUCGUGGUCAACACUGUGCUGCAGGCCGCCAUGCCAGCAGACGUCGCCCCCGGUAGCUACCCGCUCUCCAAGAGCCCCAACAUCUCUGCUCAGCAGGCCUUCGACGAGUACUUCGAGGAGAAAGGCUACUACCGGGCGAACUACGACGAGCAGAACUGGGCGCUGCUGACAGCGCAGCUGCUGCGGGACCCCCUGGUGGUGCCAGCUGUGGCGCGCGCGCAGCUGCUGGACGACGCGGCCAGCCUGGCAGGUGCGGCGCAGCUGCUGCCUGCAGGCACAGCCCUGCAGCUCGCCUCCUACCUGCGCUUCGAGUACGGCUACAUCCCAUGGAGGGCCGUCCCUGGCGUCUUGCGGAAUCUCGAGCUUCUGGUCGACGAAGACGUGACGGAGGACUUCAAGGAGUUUGCGCUGUCCCUGAUCCAUCACAUGGCGAUCCUGCUGCGCUACCACGAGCAACCUGGAGAGGACCACACAACUCGCAUUCUGCGGGCCGUCAUUGUCAGCAUCGCCUGCAACUAUGGUGAACCGUCGUGUCUCAACUCCAUGUACGAGCAGUUGCAACACUUCAUGGCUGCACCUGGCAACGCCAGCAACCAAGUGGGACCAGACUUGAAACGCGUCGUCUACUGCUACGGUGCACAGCAAGGUGGGGAUGAUGCUUACAAUUUCCUCAUGGAUCUGUACCAGACUACCGACAUCGUCUCUGAGCUUAACGACAUCGUGCUCGGCGCCUCCUGCUCACAAUUAGUCGACGGACUACGGCUGCUGGAGUUGACCGCCACUGGAGCCAAGGGCGGCUUCCGGAGAGAGCACCUCCAGUGGCUGCUGGAGGGGCUUCUGCAGCGCCGACACACCCUUCCAUCCGCUCUCCAGUUCCUCAGCCGUGGCGCAAAUCUCCUCUCCAGGCCAGGUGAGAAGCAGGCGGCCAGGAAGUUGCUGAGGCAGGCCAUACUGGAGAUGCGCGACGACCAACUGCUGGAGAAGGUGCAGCAGGCAGCCGUCGCCCUGGAGGACGAGUCGCUGAUCGCAGCCGCACAGUGGCGCCAUGACGUCAUCGCCAGUGGAGCAGCUGCACGCCGCGAUGCAGCUUGCUGGCUCAAAGGAAAAGCAUGGCGCCUCUGA
Molecule: messenger RNA, 2199 nt
Organism: Schistocerca serialis cubense
Lineage: Eukaryota; Metazoa; Arthropoda; Insecta; Orthoptera; Acrididae
Product: aminopeptidase N-like
Exons: 13
Coding region: 1-2199 (732 amino acids)
Biological process (GO): peptide catabolic process; proteolysis
Cellular component (GO): cytoplasm
Molecular function (GO): peptide binding; metalloaminopeptidase activity; zinc ion binding
Source: RefSeq, a predicted model, not a curated record